AGAUCGAGGGACGUUCGCUGUCGACCGGGAGCCGCAAUAGAGGACGUUAGUGUCAUUAACGAAGGAGAAUCUGUUUUAAACUUCACAGCAAACCAGUUAUCACAAUGUUUUCCCGCGUUGCACGACCAGCUCUUAACAUCACUCGGACCCUGUCCACCUCUUCCCAGAACCAUGCCAAGGUGGCGGUGUUGGGUGCGUCAGGUGGCAUCGGCCAGCCCCUGUCCCUGCUAUUGAAGAACAGUCCCCUAGUGAGCCAGCUGUCUCUUUAUGAUAUCGCUCACACCCCUGGUGUCGCUGCCGACCUGAGCCAUAUCGAGACCAGGGCCCAGGUCACUGGCUACAUUGGGCCAGAUCAGCUGGGAGCUGCCCUGAAGGGCUGUGAAGUUGUGGUUAUCCCCGCUGGAGUACCCCGGAAGCCUGGAAUGACUAGAGAUGAUCUGUUUAAUACCAACGCCAGCAUCGUGGCCACCCUGGUUGAUGCCUGCGCCCGCAACUGCCCUGAAGCUAUGUUGUGUGUCAUCUCCAACCCUGUAAAUUCUACAAUUCCCAUUGCAUCUGAAAUUCUGAAGAAGCAUGGCGUUUACAAUCCCAACAGAGUGUUUGGCGUCACAACUUUGGAUAUCGUCAGGGCAAACACGUUUGUGGCUGAACUCAAGGGUCUGGAUCCCGCUCGUGUCAAUGUUCCCGUCGUUGGCGGCCAUGCAGGAAAAACAAUCAUUCCAGUCAUUUCCCAGUGUACUCCCAAAGUCGAGUUCCCUACCGAUACACUCACUGCACUGACAGGCCGUAUCCAGGAGGCAGGGACUGAGGUUGUGAAGGCCAAGGCCGGGGCAGGUUCUGCCACCCUCUCAAUGGCCUAUGCUGGGGCGAGAUUCACAUUCUCCCUGCUGGACGCUAUGAAUGGGAAAGAGGGGGUUGUUGAGUGUGCGUUUGUGAGGUCUGAGGAAACAGAGUGCAAAUACUUCUCCACCCCUCUCCUCCUUGGGAAACAAGGAAUUGAGAAGAACCUAGGACUUGGUAAGCUAUCAGCCUUCGAGGAGAAGCUGGUGGCCGAGGCUCUGGGCGAGUUGAAGGCCUCCAUCAAAAAGGGAGAGGACUUUGUGCUGAGCAAGUGAAUGGACAGAGCUGUGGCACUAGCAUCGUGUUGUGAAACCACUGAGCACUGCAAGAGGCUCCCAGAGUUUAAGUUGACAGUGACUGGCAGCUGUUGGUGCAGUUGCUCGUUGCAGUCUCAAAAUGUAAAUUAUGAAGCCAAUAAAUGGUGUGUGUUUUAA
Molecule: messenger RNA, 1274 nt
Organism: Paramormyrops kingsleyae
Lineage: Eukaryota; Metazoa; Chordata; Actinopteri; Osteoglossiformes; Mormyridae
Source: RefSeq, a predicted model, not a curated record